UUCAAGUCUCAAACGCACUCAGGGCCAGAGGAAGGACCAUAAAAGUCACACCUUUACAAAUACAUAUCGGCAAACUCACUCUGCUGCUGCUCCACGUGGAGGCUGUGAAUGUUUAACUGGUGGAUUGACAGCUUUUAACCCGUUAAAAAGGUAAAAGAGAAGAGCUGAAGCCAAGAAGAAGAGGAUCUGAGCUGAAAAGGAGAAACCUGAGUGAGGGAAAAAAAGGACACUGGUUUCGACUCACUUUGUUUUUGCCGGUUUUGGAUGAUGGCGCCAUGGGUGGAAGGUGAAUGUCCAGGAGCCCAGUGACUGUCAGUGUUCUGCUGUGCGAUGGGGGGUGUUUCCCAGCAGGCCCAGUGACUCCCAUCUCCACACAUGCCACCUGCUGAAUGUGGAAACCCUAGGAUGGAAGACCCACCAAGCGCUGCACUGAGGCACCGGAACGACGCUCUGAACCACCGCACCGACACCAUCAGCUUCUCCUCCACCGCAGCCAGCCUCAAAGGGACCACCGCAUCCUGGUGACGAACCUCCAGGAUGUUUGUUAACUUCCGCCGGAUACGAAAAUGCCAGUGUGUGCAGCUGAUGACCACCUGCCUGGUGCUGUCGGUGGUGAUGGUCUGCUGGGAGCAGCUGGACAACAACGUUGUCAGCCAUGUCAAGUCCUACUCCUACCGCUACCUUGUCAACCGCUUCACCUACCUUAACAAGAGCCUCACCAUCCCACGGGAACAGGCCCGCAGCUUCAGCAACUUCCGUUACCUUCUGGACCACCCCAGGAAGUGCGCAGACCAAGACGUCCUCCUGCUCCUUUUCGUCAAAACCUCCCCAGAGAACACUGAGAGGAGGAACGCCAUCAGAUCCACCUGGGGGAACGAAACCUACAUCCAAAACACCCUGGGAGUGACCGUCAAGGUGGUGUUCGUCUUAGGAGCGCCACAGACCGCCAAAGAGAAGCCCGACGGAGUUACCUUCCAGCAGCAGCUCAUCCACGAGGACGGCCUCCACGGGGAUUUGAUCCAACAAGACUUUUUAGACUCUUUCCACAACCUGACCCUGAAGCUGAUCAUGCAGUUCCACUGGAUGCACAGCCGCUGCGCCCACGCUCAUUUCCUCAUGACGGCUGACGACGACAUCUUCGUACACAUGCCGAACCUGGUGAAAUACUUACAGGACGUGAGCGGCAAAGGCAUCACAGACUUCUGGAUUGGCCGAGUGCACAGGGGAGCGCCGCCCAUCCGAAGCAAAGACAGCAAGUACUACGUGUCCUAUGAGAUGUACCAGUGGCUGUCGUACCCAGACUACACAGCCGGAGCGGGGUACGUGGUCUCCGGUGACGUAGCGGACAAAAUCUACCAAGCCACCCUGACCCUGAACGCCUCACUCUACAUAGACGAUGUGUUCAUGGGCAUCUGUGCCAACGCUGUGGGCGUGUCCCCACAGGAGCACGUUUACUUCUCAGGGGAGGGGAAGGCGCCCUAUCACCUCUGUAUCUAUGACCAGAUGAUGACCUCGCACGGUCAUGUAGAGGAUAUCUAUGACCUUUGGAAGGCAGCAACACACCCUCAGGUGAAGCAGAAGGCCUCUGGACUCUUAGGGAGGCUCUACUGCACCGCUGUGAAAGUGGCUCUGCUCUGUAAACCCUACUAUGUCAACACAUACUCCUGCAAAGCAGCCUUUUUGUAGUAUUCCCUUAGGUUUGUGUGUAUGUGUCAGUAUCUGAAAGUGUGGUAGCUCUGAGGGACAAAAUACAACAAAUUUCACAAAACGCACAAAACACUUUUUUACAAAUCACAACAUUCCAGAUUACAGAGAUGGUGGAACAAUACUAUUUGAAAUAUCUGUACAAAAAAUAUAUAUAUUCACAAGACACAACAAUAUGCAUCAAAAUGUGACGAUUCAGAACACAACAAAUUUCACAAGACGCGCAAAAUAUUUUUUACAAAACACAACAUUUCAGAUUAAAGGGAUGGUGGACAACAUAUUUUCAGAGGAAGUCGUUGGAACCAAACACAACAUUUUACAAACUACAACAUUUCAGCAAGCACAACUUUUAAAAACACAUUCAGAUUACAUGAAUAGUUGUGUUUUCAGAAAAAAAAAAGGUGUUUCAGAAAACCCAAAAACAUUUGUGAGAACAUCACAUUUCCACAACAUAUAGCAAAAUGGCAUUUCGGAAAACACAGCUACAUUUCAGAAAACAUUGAAAAUAUCGUAAAUUCUUUUUUUUUUAACACAUCAGAUUACAGAAAUAAUGGGAGGACUAAUGGGUUUUUUUUUUUUGGAAACAAAAUUAAUUUUUUAUAAAAGAACAUAUCACAAAACACAAUAUUUCAGUAAACAACUAAAUUUUGCGAAAUAGAUUUUAGAAAAUAAAAUGUACAUAAAGUAUCAGAAAACAGACAUUUCAGAAAACGUUUCAGAUUACAGAACAGGAUGACACGACCCUUCUUAUUUCACUUCUCCAUGUCAUUCUCAGAAAAAUCGCAGCAUUUUGUGAAACACUGGUGUGUUUUCUAAAAUUGUGUCUUGUGAGUUGUUGACUUAUCUGAAAUGCUGUACUGUUUUGUGAAAUGUUGGUGUUUUUUGACCAAUGGGGCCACCGUACAAAUGACAGGAUGUGUCAUACAUCACAGUGAAAUGACAAUCAAGGCUGCAGAUAUUAUUACCUCAGUCCUUUCGGUUGGGCACGAGUCUGUUGAAACAACAGCGGAGUAUCUUCUCUUUUUUGAGACACACAAGACACCAGAGUAUUUCUGUCUGUUCAUGUAACUGUGUGCUCAUCAUGACACAUCCAUGACCUCUGGGUUUCAUUAUUUAAGAAUAGAUUUAGACUUGCAUUGCAUUGACAGCAGAAUGUGUUGAAAAAAGAGAAAACGGUAAUAAUACAGAGUGGUCCAAAUGUCACUUCAACCCAAACCCACCAAGCAGAAGAAUGGGAUUUUUUUUUUUUUUUUUUUUUUUUUUUACAUUUUAAUUAACCUCUUUAUUCUGAUGCAGGAGCACAGUGCAUUAAGGCCCCUCUCAUUAGCAUGUGCCUCUUCAUUUAUUAAUAAAACCAAAAUAUGAAUGGACCUAAAAUAGCUUUUGUUUGUUUGAGAUGGUGAUAUGAAGUUAAAGUAUUGCCUUUGUUUGUUCCUUUUUUGUAAGUCAGUGGAAGCGAGAUAUGGGUCAGAGGUUCUUCUGAUCUAAAAAUGUCUGUGUCACCAAGUGCAAAAUUUCUAACAGUCACGUAAACCAUAGAUUAGAUCCAAUAGAAAAAUGAAUAGAUGGGAAAAAAAAGUUCCUCUAUAUAUAAUAAUGAGCAGCAGAGUGGGUUGACAAUUCCUUUGUUAUCUUUUUGUAAUUAAAAUUGUGAAAAAUGUUUUUUAACUAAAUAAAAUCUUGACUCUGUUGUAAGUAA
This is a messenger RNA of Sphaeramia orbicularis (orbiculate cardinalfish), 3403 nucleotides long. RefSeq names its product UDP-GlcNAc:betaGal beta-1,3-N-acetylglucosaminyltransferase 5b (gene b3gnt5b). Bases 538 to 1686 code for a protein of 382 amino acids. The record is from RefSeq and is a predicted model, not a curated record. Gene Ontology annotation, molecular function: N-acetyllactosaminide beta-1,3-N-acetylglucosaminyltransferase activity. Gene Ontology annotation, cellular component: Golgi membrane. Lineage: Eukaryota; Metazoa; Chordata; Actinopteri; Kurtiformes; Apogonidae. The transcript has 2 exons. Gene Ontology annotation, biological process: protein O-linked glycosylation.